AGUGAAGGGACACCUUACCCACUUCUCACUCUUACCCCGUUCCGUUCUAACCCUUCAACACCAUUCUUUUUUCCCAGUUACAACCAUCAUCUUCUCUCUCUCUCUCUCUCUGAAUCCAUUCAUUUUCUUUUUUCUGUUGGAUUAUAUCUGAAGCUCCUCCAACUAUAUAUAUAUAUAUAUAUGGAACCUUGUUAAUCCAACCUCUCUAACUCACUCCAACAAUUUCUCUUUCUAGAAUCUAACCAUAAUUUCUCUCUUUCAUCCGAAUCUGUAACUUGUUGAACCGUAUCCAUUUGAAUCCCAAAAAAAAAAAAAAAGUUUCCCAUUCUCUUUCCUUUUCCAGGGCUUUCUUCUCCCACAUCGUCCUCACAGACCCAUUAAUAGAAAACACAGAAAGAUAGAAACUUUCACACUCCCCUUUUCCUUAAAACUGAAUUCACUUCCGAAACCGGAGAAUUAUUUUUUCUUUUUUUUUGGGAAAUUUUUAUUUUAUUUUUCAGAUUUGGCGUUGGAACAUGGCGUCAUCUCUGAUCUCAAAUCCAACCACCACCUCCACCACUGAUAUUCGGUCACGUGUGAUGAAGAAGAAGAAGAAAUCUCAAACGAAACAUAACCAACAACAAGAACAGAGCCAAACCAAAUGGAAAUCGCAGGCGCAGCAACAAAUCUACUCCUCCAAGCUCCACAAAGCCUUGGCCAGAGUCAACAUCGGAGGCUCCGGCGACGCGCCUCGCCGCGGGAGAGCCGUCCGGGAAGCCGCCGACAGGGUCCUCGCCGUCGCCGCCAGGGGGAGGACACGAUGGAGCCGAGCCAUACUCACGAACCGGCUCAAGCUCAAGUUCAGGAAGCAGCACAAGAGACAGAGGGUAGUUGGGCCGACCGGGUCCAACAGCCGGUCCAGGAAGCCACGUGUCAGCGUUUUCCGGCUCAAGGGAAAGACCCUCCCAGCGGUUCAGAGGAAAGUAAGGGUUCUGGGCCGGUUGGUUCCCGGUUGCAGAAAAGAACCGCUGCCAGUGAUUUUGGAAGAAGCUAUUGAUUACAUACCUGCCCUUGAGAUGCAGGUUCGAGCCAUGUCAGCUCUUGCUGACUUACUCUUUGGCUCUUCUGGUGCCGGUUCGAGCUCCGGUUCGAGCUAUUGACACUUUUGGGCUAUGCCAGCUGUCAUAUAUAUAUUUUUAAUUUUUGUUAUUAUUUACCUCUUUUACUCUCACUCUCUUGCAACUAAUGGUUUCUGUUGAAGUACAUACCUAUACCUAUAUUUUCUGCCUUUCAAGCAAUUCAAUCUCAUACUUACCUUGAAACGUUUAAUAAGAAUAUCUCCUUUUUAACUUCCUCCAACAAGGAUGAUUUCGUGUAAUAUGACAUCAGUUAUAUAAGCUUUUUGUGCCAUAUAACAAAAAGUUAUGUUCUUUUUUUUUUUUUUUGGGUGGGGGGUCAUGUGUAUCUUAGUUCUGGUUCUGGGUUUGGUUUGAUUCUAAAAAAAGAAAAAAGGUUUCACAAACUAUAAUUAUGGUAUGUCUAUUGAAUGUGAUUAGAAGUAGGCAUCUUACAGGUAAGAAGCUUGCAAACGGAACUCAUAUUCUUGAGGGUAAUAGGAUGCAUAUGUUGUUGUUUCAAGGAAAUGAAUGAUUGGACUUUUGGUAUAAGAUAUUUUGUAGGAUUUUUAGAAAACUAAAUUUUUUUAAAUUUUUGAUUUUCAGAUAUUAUUAUAAACAGAAUGUUUGUAUCGUAUUUCUGAAAAUUGAAAUUCUUAAUAAAUAAAAAAAUUUCCUCUGUCAAAUGCUCUUUAUGUUUGUAUUGUAAGUUGGUUACUCGUGGCCUCAAAGUUGUUCAAAUCUCAAAUCUGUAGCUUUUGCUAGGUUAAGUGUGCAGGUUUAUCAUGUCGUGGACCUCUACUGCUGAGUCAUUCUCUUUCUUCUAUUUUUAAUUCAACCCUAAUUAUUUUUUGGAUGAGUUGGUUCCUUUUAAUAUUUCACAAGCUUUGAUUUUUUUGAAAUUAUUAUGAGACU
Molecule: messenger RNA, 2009 nt
Organism: Gastrolobium bilobum
Lineage: Eukaryota; Viridiplantae; Streptophyta; Magnoliopsida; Fabales; Fabaceae
Product: transcription factor bHLH147-like
Exons: 1
Coding region: 516-1139 (207 amino acids)
Biological process (GO): regulation of DNA-templated transcription
Molecular function (GO): protein dimerization activity
Source: RefSeq, a predicted model, not a curated record